AUGUUUACUUGGCCCACCACUCUCAUCCUGGACUUGUCCAAUCUCUACAAGAGAAACAUCCCCAUCCUGGACUUGACUGGAGCUGUGAUCCUGGAGAGCCCUGCCCUUCCUGUGACUGAGGGAGAUUCUGUGACUCUGCGCUGCAGAUACAAGGGAACUCCCUCUAACCUCACAGCUGAUUUCUACAAAGAUGGAUCCCUCAUCAGGAAUGAGACUACAGGAGAAAUGACCAUCCCUUCAGUAUCCAAGUCAGAUGAAGGACUCUACAAGUGUACCAACUCUGAAGAAGAAUCACCAGAGAGCUGGAUGACUGUGACAGGUGAUCAUGUUGAAGAAGAGUGAGGCUGAGAUCACCUGAUCACCAUAACAACCAUCAGAAUGGAACWCAUGGAAUUCUAAUAUAGAACUGUGAGUCACAAUGCUGU
This is a messenger RNA of Salvelinus sp. IW2-2015, 425 nucleotides long. Lineage: Eukaryota; Metazoa; Chordata; Actinopteri; Salmoniformes; Salmonidae. The record is from RefSeq and is a predicted model, not a curated record.